AGAGAGAGAGAGAAAGGAACGGAGAAAGGGAGGGAAGAGAACGAGCCACCUCACCAAACAGUAAGAGAGAAAAGGAAAGAGAGAGAGAGAUAGAGAGAAGGAGGAGGAGUGCGAGGGAGCGGUGAAGAAGGACACAGCUGGAGAAUCUCAGGCUGAAACUUUUCAAUAGAAACUCCAAAGCUUGAGUCUCAGCACCCAGGAUGUCAUCCAUCCAUCAGGAGAACAGAACAGAGGAUGCUGGCAACCAGAGCUUCUGGAUGCCUGGAAACUACCAACGGACGGUGAAGAGGACGGAGGACGCCUUCCAAGCGUGUAAUGACAUUGUGACGUGUUUUCAGGAGCGGGCGCGCGUAGAGAGGCUUUAUGCUCAGCAGCUUAACGAGUGGAGUAAUAAAUGGAAGCCCCUAGUGGACACGAGUCCUCUGUACGGCUCUCUGUUACGGGCGUGGCAGUGUUUCCUCUCCUCCGCCGAUCGUCUUUCCACUCUGCACUCAUCCAUCUGCCGCUCUCUGGUCUCCGAGGAUGGCGACCGGAUCAGGGCGUGGCAGAAGGACACUUUCCAUAAGAAGAUGUUUGGCGGCUUCAAAGAGUCACAGGACUUCGAGGCUGGAUUCGCUCGUGCUCAGAAACCCUGGGCCAAGAGACUCAAGAAGCUGGAGAAGGCGAAAGCGGCGUUCCAUAAAGCGUGCCGUAAGGAGCACAUGGCUCGGGAACGGGAGACUCACGCUCAGGGAAACCCCGACAUCGCCAUUGAGAAACAGAGGAAGAUCCAGGACGAGCGAGAGAACGCACAGCAGGAGACUCAGAAAGUGAGAGCUCGGUACGAGAAGGUUCUGGAGGAAGUGACACGUUACGCCCCGCGUUAUAUGGAGGAAAUGGAGUCUAUCUUUGACCAAUCACAGGAGGAGGAGAGGAAGAGGAUCAGCUUCCUCAAGCAGGCGUUUUUGUCCAUCCACAGACACCUUGACGUCACCAACAAUGAGAGCGUGAAGGCUGUGUAUAACGAGCUUCAUGAUGCUCUGAUGGCCAUUAAUGACCAGGAGGACCUGCGCUGGUGGAAGAACACACACGGGCCGGGGAUGCCCACCGACUGGCCUCAGUUCCAGGAAUGGAAACCGGACAAGAAGCUCAAGAAGGGAAAGAAAGCUGUGGAGCAGAAAGCCGUGGUGAUGGAGAGAGGCGUAAUGAUUGGUGGAGUCCGAGUCCGAGCCCUUUAUGAUUAUGUUGGACAGGAGCCAGAUGAGCUGUCCUUUAAAACUGGUGAGGAGUUCAUGAAGAUUGAGGAAGAGGAUGAUCAGGGUUGGUGUAGAGGAAUGAUGGAUGGAGGCAAAGAGGGUCUUUAUCCAGCCAAUUAUGUGGAGGCGGUGUAGGUCCAAAAGUGCCAGCUACCACUGCAGUGGAACAUACACACACACACACACACACACACACACACACACACACACAGACACACACGCACCACUGCUUUCAACAUGCCCUUGUCAACAACACCACCGUCUAUAGUUACAGAUAAUUCUUUCCUACCAGACCCCGCCCCAUCCUACCAGACCCCGCCCCAUCCUACCAGACCCCGCCCCAUCAUACCACACCCCGCCCCAUCCUACCACACCCGGUCUCAUCCUACCAGACCCCGCCCCAUCCAACCACACCCCGCCCCAAUCCUACCACACACCACUUCAUGUGAUGACAGUGUCAAUCAUGGACAAAUUAAAGAAGGCACGUCUAAAAGGGUGUGUUGAAAACAGUAUUAAAACCCAGCUACACUCUACCUUUUGGGUCCUGACUUUGUUUGGAGCUUCAUAAGCUCCUGCCAGUGUAUAUUUUUAUUUUAUGUGUACUAUUUGGUGUUUUCUGAGUACGCUAAAAAGCUUGCUGAGACAGAAGCUGUGCAGGAAUUAUGUAUUUGUUCAGAGUUGGGAAAUAACACGUAAAUAAGAAAUGUGCCUUUAUGCAUGAGGAUGUCGCUUUUAUGUUCAGGUGAUGAGGCGGUGAAACGGGCACUGAGGUGACAUAAAGGUCCGCGAUACAGUUCAUAUGCUAGCAUGUACAAGGUUUAUGAAGUUCGGCUAUCACGGUGAACAUCCGACCAACCGAUUUCUUCCAUAAGACUUUGUCAGGUCAUGUGACAUAGAUUGUUCUUAAAAUAAAAGUUAUGCUUCUUUCCUGAUUGAUUUGUGUUAGCAUGUCAUAACAGUUGGCUUUGUAGCUCUUAGCACGCCAUGAGUUUAGGUUGUAACAAAGGGCUUCCUUAGGUUUGAUGAAUUCUUUAUGAACAUCAUGACGCUAAUCUGAAACUUUCACUCUGACUGAAGUCAAGACGUUAAUACCUUUAAACUUUCUUGCCUUUAUUAAGAUUGUUUGGAUCCAUAAUUCACAGCUAGCGUACGCUAGUGUACUUGAUAAUAAUCUCAGAAAGUAUUCGACUGAAAAGGCACAAAAAAUAUGACAGACAUGUAAAAGUUAGCUUUUUGUUUCAUGACUUGUGGCACUUGCAUGAAACCAUAAGUAAUUGCCAAAGAUUAAUUUAUAAAAUUUUAUGUAAAAAAAUAUAUAUUUAGAUGAUGUGCAUCCUUUAUGUGAACUCUACUUUGAUUAAAAAGUCUUCAGCUCCA
This is a messenger RNA of Clarias gariepinus (North African catfish), 2612 nucleotides long. RefSeq names its product protein kinase C and casein kinase substrate in neurons protein 2. Gene Ontology annotation, cellular component: cytoplasm; endosome; plasma membrane. NCBI's taxonomy places the organism in Eukaryota, Metazoa, Chordata, Actinopteri, Siluriformes, Clariidae. The coding region runs from base 201 to 1370 and encodes 389 amino acids. The transcript is spliced from 10 exons. The record is from RefSeq and is a predicted model, not a curated record. Gene Ontology annotation, molecular function: protein binding; phospholipid binding. Gene Ontology annotation, biological process: regulation of endocytosis; cytoskeleton organization; plasma membrane tubulation.